Messenger RNA from Cynara cardunculus var. scolymus (artichoke), 1892 nucleotides. RefSeq names its product acidic leucine-rich nuclear phosphoprotein 32-related protein. Gene Ontology annotation, molecular function: histone binding. The record is from RefSeq and is a predicted model, not a curated record. NCBI's taxonomy places the organism in Eukaryota, Viridiplantae, Streptophyta, Magnoliopsida, Asterales, Asteraceae. The transcript has 2 exons. Bases 178 to 1566 code for a protein of 462 amino acids. Gene Ontology annotation, cellular component: nucleus.
AGAAAAUUUUUAGGGAGAAAAGACACCGGGAAAAUUUAGGGUUUAAGCAGUUUUUGCUGUUGAUUUCUCCGAUUAGGUCUAGGGACUUCUCAUCUGUCAGUCAGGGUUUGUAAUUUAUCAUUUCAAUUUUGUUAGGUAUUUACAUGUGUUGAUAAGAAACCUAAAUUUGAGCCGCCGAUGGACGAGAUCUGGGAGAGGGCGGUGGAGACAGCGUUAGACGGCCAAACAGAUGUGGCGUCGGUGCGGACGUUAACCCUCGACGGAGCCGUGAAGUGCGUGCACGGUCGUCUACCGCACCCAUCUCUAUUCCAAAAGUUCCCUCACCUACAACACCUAUCCAUUGCAAAUAUAGGUGUUUCAUCGCUUGAACAGUUCCCGCGCUUACAAAACCUUCAGAAGUUGAUUUUAUCCGACAAUCGGAUCGCUGGCGGCUUGGAAUUUUUGGUUCAGGCUGGUCUGGAGUCGUUACGGGACCUGGAUUUGUCGAAUAAUCGGAUUCAAGAGAUAGACGAUUUGAGGCCAUUGGCUGAGCUACGGCUCGUUUCUCUUGAUCUGUAUGAGUGUCCGGUUACGAGGGUUAAAGAUUACCGAUCCAGGGUGUUUGGGUUGAUUAAGUCGUUAAAGUAUUUAGAUAAGAUGGAUGUUGAUGAGAACGAGCGGCCUGAAUCAGAUGAUGAGGAUGACGAUGAUGAUGAAGAGGAGGAUGAAGAGGAGGAAGAGGAUGAUCCUGGAAGUGGGGAGAUCGAUGGUGAGGAGAAGGGGCCAAAUAGGUUGGCUAAUGGGCAUAACAUAGGGCAAGACGGCGUGGUUGACGUGGAUGAAGAUGAUGAGAGCGAUGCAGAUGAGGAGGAGGCGGAGAUUGUGAGAGGGGUGAAUGGGAACGGGUCUAACGGUCUGGCUGGUCAGGCAAAUGGUUUUCAUGCCGUUGAUGUUGAGGAUGAUGAUGAGGAUGGUGACGAUGAUAAUGAUUCAGAUGAGAUUGAUGAAGAAGAAGGAGAAGAUGAGGAGGAUGUGGUUGAGGUUCAUGAGAUUGAGGAUAGUGAUGAUGAAGAAGAUGGGGUUGAAGAUGAUGACGAAGACGAUGAUGACGAGGAGGUUGACAAUGACGAAGGUGAUUUUGCUGAGCCGGGGAGUACUGGGUGGAUAACUAGCACAGAAGGUGAGAUUGACGGUCAUGAUCAGGGAGAGGAAGAUGGAGAUGAGGAUGAUGAUGGGGAGACUGGAGAAGAGGAAAUUGGUGUUGAAGAAGGAGAUUUCGAAGAUGAUGAAGAGGCUGAGGAUGAGGAAGAAGAGGAUGUUGGUACAGGGUACCUGGUGCAACCAGUUGCCCAAGUUGCAGAAGAUGGAGUAGCUGGGGAUGAAGAUGGUCCUGAAGUGGAAGAAGACGACGAAGAAGAAGAGGAGAAUGAUGAAGAAGAAGAUGAUGAUGGUGACGAUGAUGAAGAGAAUGAGGGUAGGGUGCACCCUCCAUCUUCUUCAAGUAAGAGAAAACGAGACGACAACGAUGACGAUGAUGAUGGUGGUGACGAGAAUCAUCAGCCUCCGAAAUCAUCAAAGCACGACUAAAGAUUGGGGGGAAAAAGAUGGAAGGAUUCAAUGGUUUGCUGGUGGUGCUGGAGCUGGUGCUGGAGCUGGAGGGUGGUGUCAUGUUUGAUGAAAAUGGGGUUAUGCAGGGAGAGAGAGAGAAGAAAAGUGGUAAUGGUUUUUGAUGAAAAAAACUGUAAACUAGUGUUUGAGUUUUACUACUACAACUACCCUUUGUUUUUUAAUGAAGAAAACAUGAUGAAUGAUAUUUGGAGGGAAAAAAGCAACACUUUGGAAUGAUGGGUUGGGAAGUAAAGUUGUUUGAUUUAAACGUUAUAUAUAUAUAUAACAAGAAGAUUCAAAUGGCA